This is a messenger RNA of Amphibalanus amphitrite, 1951 nucleotides long. RefSeq names its product putative ammonium transporter 3. Gene Ontology annotation, biological process: ammonium transmembrane transport; ammonium homeostasis. Bases 85 to 1761 code for a protein of 558 amino acids. The record is from RefSeq and is a predicted model, not a curated record. The transcript is spliced from 11 exons. Gene Ontology annotation, cellular component: membrane. Gene Ontology annotation, molecular function: ammonium channel activity. NCBI's taxonomy places the organism in Eukaryota, Metazoa, Arthropoda, Thecostraca, Balanomorpha, Balanidae.
GCCUGGGACGGCCGCAGCGUAGGAGGCCACCCGGGCGACUGACCUGCCCGAGCAGCCAGCAGAGAGGAGGGGACGCUCAGAGUCAUGGAACAGGAGGCCAGCCUCGUCGACGUGGUCAUGGAGGUGGUAACGGGCUACGACAUGGACAACAUGACCAACAGCACGGCGGCGCCUCUACCGGAGGAUCGGGCCGACAUGAGCUGGGACGACGCCACCUGGAUCAUGACGGCCUCCUUCAUCAUCUUCACCAUGCAGUCAGGGUUUGGCCUGCUCGAGUCCGGCUGCGUCUCGCUCAAGAACGAGGUGAACAUCAUGGUGAAGAAUGCGGUGGACGUGAUCCUGGGCGGCCUCUCCUACUGGGUGUUCGGCUACGGGCUCAGCUUCGGCACCGCCUACUCCAACAUCUUCUUCGCCGCCGGCGACUUCGCCGUCUCAGCUCCGGAACAAGACAUGGGACCACUGUUCGCGACAUACAUUUUCCAACUGUCUUUUGCUACGACAGCGACGACCAUCGUUUCCGGUGCCAUCGCGGAGAGGUUCAAUUUCAUGGCCUACUGCAUGUUCUCGUUCAUCAACACGGUGGUGUACUGCAUCCCGGCCGGCUGGCUGUGGGGAGAGCACGGCUUCCUCUACAAGAUGGGCGCCAUCGACAUCGCCGGCUCGGCCGGGGUGCACCUGGUGGGCGGUGUCUCAGGUCUAGUGGCGUGCAUCAUGGUGGGUCCGCGGCUGGGCCGAUACGACCAUGGGCACGAGCCGUUCCCUAUGGGCAGCCCCACCAACGCCAUGCUCGGCAUGUUCAUGCUCUGGUGGGGCUGGCUGGGCUUCAACUGCGGCAGCACGUUCGGCGUGCGCGGCCACAAGUGGAAGUACGCCGCCCGCUCGGCCGUCACCACCAUCAACGCUUCACUGGGCGGCGGUCUGUUUGGCUGUGCCUUCAGCCUCAUCACCACCAAGAAGCUGAUGAUCGGCGACCUCAUCAACAGCGUGCUCGGAGGCCUGGUGGCCGUCACAGCGGGCUGCGCGCUGUACCACACCUGGGAGGCGGUGGUGGUCGGCAUCGUGGGCGGCAUGCUGGCCGUCGUCACCAUGCCGCUGGUGGACCGCCUGAAGAUCGACGACCCGGUGGGCGCCGUCUCGGUGCACGGCGUCGGCGGCCUCUGGGGCGUGCUCGCCAUCGGCCUGUUCGUCGACGCCGACAGCCUCGAGAAGAUCACCAACGGACGCGCCGGACUCUUCAAAGGCGGCGGUUGGCACCUGCUCGGUGUCCAGACACUGUGCUGUGUCUGCAUCAUCAUCUGGUCGGCGGUCGUCACGUUCAUCCUGCUCUUCCUCAUCAACAAGGUGAAGCCGAUCCGGAUGAGCGCGCACGAGGAGCUGCUGGGCGCCGACCUGGUGGAGCACGGUAUCCGGCACCAGGGCCUGGGCCUGUCGCGCACCGUGUCGGCGCUGCGCCGCCACUCGCAGAUCGACCCCAAGCUGGUCACCGAGCUGCCGCCAGAGGUCGGCUCUAACCUCGGUCACAUGUCAAUGCUGAAGAAGCUGCGCCAGCGGCUGUCGCAGAGCCAGCGGUCGGUGGUUGAGGUGACGCCCAUUACGCCGGCACCUCGCAGCGCGUACGGAGCUCGAGACAGCUCGGCAGGUUUGCCAACGAAGGAGCUGAUCAACGAAACAUCGCCGAAAGCUUCGAAAGAGCGGCCUAAGAAGAGCAGCGCAGUCGCUUGGAUCAACUUUGACGAACACUUGGAUGGCAUGCAACCAUAGUUUUAAAGACCGGUGCAAUCAAAUGUGGAGUGUAAUAAAUGUGGUGAUCCAACGCUUUUAACAUGUCCAUUGUCCGUGUGGUCUCUGUCAGCCUGACUCUCUGUCUCUCUCCCUGUCUCCUUGUCUGUCUUGUCUCCGUGUGUGUCUGUGUGUCUGUCUGUCUGUCUCUCUCUCUCUCUCCCUCUCUCUC